AUGGCGCCAAAGCUCUUCCGCAACGCAACCAUCAUCUCCUUCGAUGAAGAUGCUCAAUCCAUAAAGGUUCUCCGAGACACCGAUGUCCUCGUCAAAAACGACACCAUCGCCGCAAUCGAGAAAGACAUCCAGUCUCCGGACGAAGCAGAAGUCGUCGACGCCACGAACAAAAUCCUCUCCCCAGGCUUCAUCGACACGCACACCCACCUCUGGCAAACCGCGCUCCGGACGCUGGCGCCUGAUACCACGUUAGCCGAGUACUUCAGCAGCUACAGCCACUACUCGCCCCUCAGCGCGUCCUUCUCACCCGAAGACCUCUACAUCAGCACCCUAGCCGGCAUCCUCGAGGCCCUGAACGGCGGCACCACGACCCUGCUCGAGCACGCGCACAAUAACUGGUCUGUCGACGCUGUGAAGCGGGGGUAUGACGCGGGGGUGCAGAGCGGGGCGCGGAUGUGGUGGUGUUGUGCUGCCGAGCAUCGCAACGGUAUCACUGAUGAGGAGAUGCUGGAGGCGUUGGGGCAGAGGCAUCGAAGUGGUAACGAAGGGGGGUUGAUGGAGCUAGGGUUAGCGUGGGAUGGGAUGGGGACGCAGUCGGAGGAGGAGGUGGAGAGGGUGAAGGGUUUGGUUAGGAAACACGACCUCAAAGCCCUAACCCUCCACCACCUCGGCAGCCCCUGGCCCUUCGACAACAGCCCCUCCCUCGCCGCCUCCCCCCCAAAAUCCCUCCAGUCCCUAAACCUCCCCACCAUCUUCUCGCACGCCGGCUUCGCCACCCCCGCCGACAUCUCCGCCCUACGAAAACACAACUGGCACCUCUCCAUCACCCCGGAGUCCGAACUCCACUACGGACACGGCCAGCAAACCAGCCGGCUCGUGCAAGACCAAGCCUCCCUGGGCAUCGACACGAGUUUCACGUUCUCAGGGGACUUGUUGACACAAGCGCGGAUCUGGCUGCAGACGGCGCGAGGGACGGAGUAUAACCGCGCUUUAGGGACGGGGAAGAUCCCGGAUCGGAAUCCGAUGAAAGUCGAAGAGGCCUUCUUGCUCGCGACCCGCCAAGGCGCUCUCGCGCUCCGACGGGAAGAUCUCGGCGUGUUGAGAGUAGGCGCGAAAGCGGAUAUAGUCUGUUUCUCCGGCGAAGCACCGAAUAUGGCCGGCUGGUCAGACCCCGUAGCGGCGGUGAUUCUGCACGCGAAUGUGGGGGAUGUGAGGGAUGUGAUGGUUGGUGGGGAGUGGAGGAAGCGGGAGGGGGAGUUGAUGUUGAAGGAAGGGACGUGGAAGGCUUUCCGGGAGGGGUUUGUGGAGGUGGCGAGGCGGGUGCAGAGGGAAAAUGAGCGGCCGCAGGCGUUGGGGGAGAAGUUUAUGGGGGUGGGGGAGUGGGCGGAUGUGGAGAUUAUGGGGACGAGGAGGAGGGAGGGGUGA
Messenger RNA from Saxophila tyrrhenica, 1425 nucleotides. RefSeq lists its product as uncharacterized. Gene Ontology annotation, cellular component: cytosol. The transcript is spliced from 3 exons. Lineage: Eukaryota; Fungi; Ascomycota; Dothideomycetes; Mycosphaerellales; Extremaceae. The record is from RefSeq and is a predicted model, not a curated record. Gene Ontology annotation, molecular function: deaminase activity. The coding region runs from base 1 to 1425 and encodes 474 amino acids.